UUUAAAGGUUGGUUCGUUUCCGCCGUUGGGGUUCCAGACGUCGUCUGCCGCUAGGGUUUCUUGCUGUCGGAGUAGGGGGAAGCGGACGGUGUGCUUCAUCCGGGCCUAGUGAUGACCCCUUCUCAGCCGAACACCGGUCUCUUUGUCGGGCUCAACAAAGGGCACAUUGUUACCAAGAGGGAGUUGCCUCCUCGUCCUUGCAGCAGAAAAGGGAAAACUAGCAAGAGGGUUCAUUUCGUAAGGAACUUGAUCAGGGAAGUAGCUGGUUUUGCUCCUUAUGAGAAGAGGAUUACUGAGCUCCUGAAAGUUGGAAAGGAUAAGCGUGCACUGAAAGUUGCGAAAAGAAAGCUGGGCACCCACAAGAGAGCCAAAAAGAAGAGAGAGGAGAUGGCUAAUGUUCUUCGGAAGAUGAGGUCUGCUGGAGUGAGUGAUAAGAAGAAAUAAUGUUAUCCCCUGCAAUCGUUGGAGGAUUAAUUUCAAUGAAGGCUUUAGACUUUUGAUAAUUCAGCAAGUAAUUUUGACCCGCAGAAUCUUUUGGGUGAUUGGGUUUAUGUGGUGUUUGAUUUUUCAGGAAUUUGUCAAAAGUAACAACCUUACAAUAAAUAUUUAAGUCGAAUAAUAUCGAUAUCUUUAUGGUCUCC
Messenger RNA from Musa acuminata subsp. malaccensis (wild Malaysian banana), 641 nucleotides. Its product is annotated as large ribosomal subunit protein eL36x. Gene Ontology annotation, biological process: cytoplasmic translation. Gene Ontology annotation, molecular function: structural constituent of ribosome. Gene Ontology annotation, cellular component: ribosome; cytosolic large ribosomal subunit. The record is from RefSeq and is a predicted model, not a curated record. NCBI's taxonomy places the organism in Eukaryota, Viridiplantae, Streptophyta, Magnoliopsida, Zingiberales, Musaceae.